Linum tenue is the source of this 379-nucleotide messenger RNA. The record is from the annotation of a GenBank genome assembly. NCBI's taxonomy places the organism in Eukaryota, Viridiplantae, Streptophyta, Magnoliopsida, Malpighiales, Linaceae.
CUUUGAACUCUUUGUAAGUCAAAGGAAAAAGAGUAAGACUUCCUUGAUUACAACUGAGUUGGAUAUGUAUCUUGCUGAGGAUAUCAUUCCUCGCACAGCAGAGUUUGAUCUGCUCUUGUGGUGGAAAUUGAAUGGUUUGAAGUAUCCGACCUUGCAAUCAAUUGCAAGGGACUUUCUGGCAAUCCCUAUUAUUUCUGUGCCUUCUGAGAGUGCAUUUAGUUCUGGUGGGAGGUUGUUAGACCCUCACCGGAGCAGGCUGCAUUAUUCGACUGUGGAGGCAAUGAUGUGUACUAGGAGUUGGAUAAUGGAGGACAUGCAACGAGAUUCAGAGGCUGCUGCAGAGGCAUUGGAGGGACUCUUCUCAGCAAUGACAGUGGAA